AUGGAAAUCAUAGCCAAACCCAACGUGUCAGAUUAUUUCCCCCUCUUAAGUUUUUUAGACCUACAAGGUUUAAGAAAGAAGACUAACAAUCUGUCUAAACUUCUUGGUGUUAUUACGAAUGGCUUUGUGGAGGAGCGCUUGCAGAUGAGGAUGAAUAGUUCAUAUCACCAACAGAAGAAGCACCAAGAUUUCUUAGAUGUGUUGAUAGAUUACGAAGGCAACGGAAAGGAUGAACCAUCAAAAAUCUCUGUUAAAUACAUCCAAACAUUAAUGGUGGAAUUUUUCAUGUCUGCAAACAAAGCAAUAAGCAUAACUGUUGAGUGGGCGAUGUCGGAACUUAUCCGCAAUCCAGAGAUGAUGAAAACAGCCAAAGCGGAGAUUGCCCAAGUUGUAGGCCAUGGAAAGAAGAUGGAAGAGAGUGACAUAGAGAAUUUACCAUAUCUUCGUUCUACAGUCAAGGAGACAUUAAGGUUUCAUCCUCCUGGCGCAUUCCCGAUACCACGGACCGUGAUGCAAGACAUAGAGGUGAUGGGAUACUCAAUACCGAAGGGAACUCUAGUGCUGGUUAAUAUUUGGGGAAUUGGUAGGGACCCAAGUAGUUGGGAUGAUCCAUUAUCCUUCAAGCCAGAACGAUUCUUAAACUCCACCAUCGAUUAUCGUGGGCAAAAUUUUGAGUAUAUACCUUUUGGAGCAGGACGACGUAUCUGUCCAGGGCUCCCUUUAGCUCAACAAAUGAUUCACGUGAUGCUUGGCUCACUUUUUCAAUCUUUCGAUUGGGUUCUGGAGAAAGGUCUGACUCCAGAAACCAUGGAUAUGAGUGACAAAGUUAGAUUUUCGCUGGGAAGAGCUGUUCCAUUGAGCACUCAGCAGUAG
Messenger RNA from Papaver somniferum (opium poppy), 873 nucleotides. RefSeq names its product cytochrome P450 76A1-like. Gene Ontology annotation, molecular function: monooxygenase activity; iron ion binding; heme binding. The coding region runs from base 1 to 873 and encodes 290 amino acids. The record is from RefSeq and is a predicted model, not a curated record. NCBI's taxonomy places the organism in Eukaryota, Viridiplantae, Streptophyta, Magnoliopsida, Ranunculales, Papaveraceae. The transcript has 2 exons.